GACUCACUUGCACCCCGUACGACUUCGCGGUAGCGACUCGUUAUCUUCUUUUGCUUCCAUCGAUUCAAUUUUUCGAAUUUUCUUCUUAAAAUAGAAAAAAUAAUUUACUUUCUUUCUAAAAAAAAAAAUAUUUUUAUUAUUUUUUAAAAAAGUGCUCAGCGGAUUUUAUAAAAAAAAAGUUUUAAAAAAUCGCAAUGGCUCACAAAAUAAGUAUUCUCUGUCUUUUCUUCAUUUUAUGUGUCUUGGCCAUUGGAGCCAAUGCUGGACCGUAUUUUGAAGAAGAGAUGGAUGGUAUUCCCGUGGAUGGUUCGGAAUACUCUGACAACACCCUGGAAGAUAUAAUGCGCGCGGCACAGCAAAAACGUUCCCCGUAUAUGUAUGUCUUCAGACGAGGCUGCGUCCGACGAGACGGAAACUGCGACCACAGACCCAACGACUGCUGCUACAGCUCCUCCUGCAGGUGCAACCUCUGGGGGUCAAAUUGCCGCUGCCAGCGCGUCGGUCUCUUCCAGAAAUGGGGAUAAAUCAACCCGGCGAUCCCGAUACAUUAUUAUUACUAUUAUUAACGCUGAUAAAUAAUAAUAAUAACGUUACCCUAAAAGCAUAAGCACUCACUAUUGACUUCGAGGUCUUCAAGCUCUUAUAUUAAGCUUUUCUCGCUCUCGAUUUUUUAUUUAAAUACAUAAAAUCCCGCUCAAUC
Molecule: messenger RNA, 700 nt
Organism: Cotesia glomerata
Lineage: Eukaryota; Metazoa; Arthropoda; Insecta; Hymenoptera; Braconidae
Product: toxin Tbo-IT2-like
Exons: 3
Coding region: 195-524 (109 amino acids)
Cellular component (GO): extracellular region
Molecular function (GO): ion channel inhibitor activity
Source: RefSeq, a predicted model, not a curated record